Molecule: messenger RNA, 2059 nt
Organism: Xenia sp. Carnegie-2017
Lineage: Eukaryota; Metazoa; Cnidaria; Anthozoa; Malacalcyonacea; Xeniidae
Product: solute carrier family 28 member 3-like
Exons: 10
Coding region: 165-1913 (582 amino acids)
Biological process (GO): nucleoside transmembrane transport
Cellular component (GO): membrane
Molecular function (GO): nucleoside:sodium symporter activity
Source: RefSeq, a predicted model, not a curated record
UUCAAAUAUUUUCAAUUCUUACGUGUUAUAUUUCUGGAAUAUUCCAACUACCAAACAUGGUAAAGCUCAGUUUCAAUAUUUUAUAUGUUGUGGCGGUAUGAUGAAUUGAGUGGGUGACCUCUGCGCGAAGAUUAUUGUUGAAGAAAAUUCUUGUUUUUCCGGAGAUGUCUGCUUCCUUGAAUAUCAGUGAUGUUGAAAAACAACCAGAAAACAUUGAAUUGAAGAGUUCUGCAACACCAGAACCAAAUGUUGAUUCUUUGGUGGAGAAUGAUUCACCAACAACAGGAAAAGGGUCAUUUUUUAAUCGAAUCAUUGUGAAACAUUCACCUCGCUCUCUUCCAUUGUGGCUAAAGCACAAGAAAGCCAUUGUGAUGUAUUCCCUCAUUAUUUCAUUGACCUUAUACUUGAUCUUCGGAAUUAUGGUAACCGGAUUCAAGAAUUGUAAAGAUCUCUUUGGCAUUCUUGUGUUUGGUGCCAUUUGUGUUUUUUAUGUUACAAUAAGAGAUAAUUUUGGCACGCAGAUCAAUGUGUUGGUUUUCAAACCAUUAUAUGCGAGGAUAGACCACAACUGGAGAGUUUUCAGAUGGUUUGCGUAUGGUGGUCCAGUUUUGUUCGUUGUUCUGUGGAUAAUACUUGACACCAUAAAAGAUGUGCGCAGACUUCAAUCUGUUUUUGGUUUGGUUGUUUUUAUUUUUCUUGCAUACUGCAUGUCGGUAAAGAGAAGAAAGGUUGUAUGGCGUCCAGUCUUAUGGGGUCUAAGUCUUCAGUUCAUAUUCGGUAUUUUGAUCCUGCGAACAAAAGGAGGUUAUGAUAUCACGAAAUAUUUGGGAGAUAAAGUGACCAUAUUUCUUGAAUUCUCUACCGUUGGAGUGGAAUUUGUAUUUGGAGCAACGUAUUAUGAACAUUUUAUAGCGUUUAAGGUUUUAAUGGUUAUAGUGUUUUUCACUUCUGUGGCGUCAAUAUUAUAUUAUUGGGGAGUAUUACAAGUAAUUAUGAAGAAAUUAGCGUGGCUCAUGUUUCGUACCCUUCAUGUUUCUGGAGUCGAGGCAUUGUGUGCAGCUGCUAACAUCUUUGUUGGAAUGAUGGAGGCGCCUCUCAUGGUCUCUCCUUAUGUGGAGCAAGUAACAAUGUCUGAGUUGCAUUCAAUUAUGACCAGCGGUCUCGCUACUGUUGCUGGUGGUAUGUUAGCUGCCUACGUCAGUCUUGGAAUUGAUGCUCAACAUGUGAUGUCUGCAUCUGUAAUGUCUGCCCCAGCCUCUUUAGCCAUAUCAAAGCUCAUGUAUCCUGAAACCGAAGUCCCGGCAACAUCCGGGGUUGCUGCUGUAAAAAUGGAAGAAAGGAAAGAGAAAAAUGUGAUCGAAGCUGCUGCAAGAGGUGCUAGUGUCGCUGUUGGUAUAGUCGCGAAUAUUGGUGCCAAUCUUAUCGCUUUUUUCUCUCUUUUGGCAUUCGUAAAUGCAGUCCUCUCAUAUCUUGGUGGUCUAGUUGCAUAUCCUGAGCUUUCUUUUGAGGUGAUAUGUUCGUAUGUUUUUGCGCCAAUUUCAUUCUUAAUGGGUGUUGAAUGGAAUGACUGCAUGAUUGUUGCUAAGCUUGUCGGUGUGAAGACUUUUAUCAACGAAUUUUUGGCCUUCAAUCAACUGUCCAUUUUAUUGAAGAACCGUCAAGCUAAUGUUGGACCCAUGCUAUCUCAUCGUUCAGAGAUCCUUGCAAUUUACGUGUUGACUGGAUUCACGAACUUUCUCUCCGUUGGAAUAUUUCUCGGUGGUUAUGGACAACUGGCGCCUUCACGUAAAUCAGACAUGGCGAAGAUCGCCGUGCGGACUUUGAUUGCUGCAACUCUUGCUUGUAUGGUGACGGCGUGUGUUGCAGGUAUUUUGUACAUGGAGUCGUGGGACGCUUCUUCAAAGAUAAAUUGACAACGUGACUUCGUAAAAAGAAUUGGCUGUGGUAAAAUUAUGACCUAUAUUAUAAUAAUUGUUCUCGACAAUUUAUGAUUACGAAUUUAAAUAUCUUUUUAUGAUGUAUUAAGUUGCAAAUAAAAAGAAAUACCGUUGCCGUUGUA